Molecule: messenger RNA, 3574 nt
Organism: Brachypodium distachyon (stiff brome)
Lineage: Eukaryota; Viridiplantae; Streptophyta; Magnoliopsida; Poales; Poaceae
Product: probable leucine-rich repeat receptor-like protein kinase At1g35710
Exons: 4
Coding region: 784-3309 (841 amino acids)
Biological process (GO): protein phosphorylation; hormone-mediated signaling pathway
Cellular component (GO): plasma membrane
Molecular function (GO): ATP binding; protein binding; protein kinase activity
Source: RefSeq, a predicted model, not a curated record
CAUUAUGUACCUUCUCUCUCUUCUUCCUCUUCCGGUCAUCCCCUUUGCCCUGCGCCGCCGCAACUCCGGGCUCCCUCCGCCGCUGCUCGAAUGGGCAAACUGAGCCGAAUCCCCUCAGUAUGCUCACAACCUGCGCCGUCUCUGCCUUUUCCUUGGCACGCCGCCGCAUCCGCGGGCACCCUCCGCCGCCGCUGGAAGUCUCGAACAGGCUAACCGAGCCGCCCCCAGCUCGAUGCUGUUCGCGUUCUCCGGCGACCUCAUCCCUCUCAACCGCCUCCAGGAAGGACUUCAAACGGGAGGUGCCAUCAGCAGGUGCGUUGCGGUCAAUCAGCACUCGUCCCCCAUGGCCACCUGAAUGAUGAAAGGAAGGGCCAUGAAGAGAAGAGAAUGUUGGCCGUGCUAGCGGCACCAGCGCGGUUGAAAGGUUUAGUAAUUGUAUCGAGGGCCUGCAAUUCUUGCAUCUGGUACCUAUUACUCUAAAAUAAAUCGUUAUCUAGCGGCACCAGCUGUAUUCAGGACUGAGGGGGCUGGUGUUCCGUAGGAGAGGUGGUCUUCGUUCCUUGGAAAACAUCUGGUCAACGAUGCAUGCUUGUGUAGAGCAGAACGUAAAGAACGUCUUGCACACGGUGCUUCGGGUAAUCAGUUCCACAAUCUGGCCAAGCAUGGGAUGCACGGCAAGCCUCAGCAAUCACUUUCUUUUGAACAUUCAACAAGAUCAACAGACUAUAUAGUUAAUAUGUGUGUCUUGGUCUUGAAGCUUCACCUACACUACACCUACACAAGAUGGGCCUUCUCCUUGCCCUGGAGCUGCUGCUGUUGCUGCUUGCCUUGCCACGCCUUUUUUGUGCCUCAACUUUUACGCGGUCACCACUAGAUCGGGAGGCAGAAGCACUUCUGCAAUGGAGAUCUAGCGUAGGCGAUGGAUGGCCCUAUGAUCUGGAAUCAUGGAAAAAGGGAACCAGCCCCUGUAACUGGACCGGCGUUACAUGCAGCACCACCAUGCCUCAUGGCCGUGACCAGGGUGAUGCUGUCUUAGUUGUGUCUCAAAUUUCUCUUAAGUGGUAUUACAUUCGUGGCAGUUUGGACGGUCUUCGAUUUGAAGACUUGCCUCAUCUUGUUUAUCUGGACCUCAGUUAUUCCAUUUUGUCUGGCCCAAUCCCAUCAAGCAUUGGUGCUCUUGCCGGGCUCUCAUUCUUGGAUCUAUCCAAGAAUUACGACCUCAAUGGAUCUAUCCCACCAUUAACAGGCUUGCCUCGACUCGCCCAUCUUGACCUCAGUAGCAAUGCUCUCUCGGACGAAAUCCCAUCAAGCAUUGGCGCUCUUGCCAACCUCUCUUUCUUAGAUCUCUCCAGAAAUACCAUAUCCGGAAGCAUCCCACCAUCCAUUUGUAAUCUAACAAAACUAACCUCCCUCGAUCUCUCUUACAAUUUGUUGUCUCAAGGAUCCAUGACUUGUACAGUAGGCACACUAGGCAACUUAAAGAAGCUGUAUUUAAGCCACAACAGCUUAACUACUGGGCUGAUACCAUCCGAUUUGGUAAACCUGGCUAGUCUAGAAUCCUUAGAUCUUUCCAACAAUCAUAUCACUGGGUCUAUUUCUAGAAGCAUUGGAAAUCUAACGAGUCUAGAAUUCUUAGAUCUUUCCAACAAUCAAAUCAUGGGUUCCAUUGGAAGCAUAGGGAAUCUAACGAGUUUACGAUACCUGGAUCUUUCUAACAAUCAAAUACAUUGUUCCAUACUGUUGACCUUUUCAAAAUUGACCUCACUAGAAACACUGGCACUUGAGUCCAAUCAGCUUAAUGGCAUAUUACCACCAGAGUUAGGGUCUCUUGUUCAUCUCUCACAUCUGAAUCUAAGUAGCAAUCAAUUUGUAGGAACCAUUCCACCUCAGAUAGGACACUGUCGAUCUUUAUCGUCGUUGCUCAUAUCAAACAACUUAUUGACAGGACAAAUACCACAAGAACUUGGGUAUCUUGGAGACCUAUAUGAGCUGGAUUUGAGUAGAAAUAAUUUAAGUGGUGCCAUCCCAGAGACUUUUUCCCAUCUUAACCAAUUGUAUAUGUUAGAUUUGUCAUAUAACAGUUUGUGUGGCACAAUUCCUACAUAUAUGUCUGCACCCUUGAUGUCACUUGACCAUAAUAUGGAUUUAUGUGACAAUGUGUAUAAUUGCACACCGCGAUGUGAAGCACCGAAGCUCGAUAAAGAACAACAAGACAUGAAACAUCUAAGGAUGCUCCUUCCUGCUGUUUUUGUUCCCUUUUGCUUUACAUGCCUCAUAGCAAGCAUCACGAUUGUCUGGCGGAGAAGAAAACUCAUGAAAACUACUAGUGAGAGAAAGUAUGGAGAUAUAUUUUCCAUAUGGAAUUUCGAUGGGAAGAUCGCAUUCGAAGACAUACUCAGUGCAACAGAAAACUUCCAUCAGAAAUAUUGCAUUGGCAUUGGAGGGUAUGGAUCUGUCUUCAGAGUUGAGCUCAAAGGUGGGAUUAUCUUUGCUGUCAAGCUUCUCCACUCGAUGGAAGAAUACAGCGACGAAGGAACAUUUCACACCGAGAUUGAAGUCUUGACGAAAAUCAGGCACCGGUGCAUCGUCAAGCUGUACGGCUUCUGUUCCCACUCCCAGUGCAAAUUCCUGGUGUACGAUCUUAUCGAGAGGGGGAGCUUAUCGUCCAUUUUGCAUGAUCAUGAGCUAGCGAAGGAGCUGGAUGGGCCCAAGAGAGUUGCUGUUGUGAAGGACGUAGCUCAAGCUCUCUCCUACUUGCACCAUGAUUGCGAUGACCCAAUUGUGCAUCGUGACAUCAAAAGCAGCAAUGUCCUUCUAGACCUAGAUUUCAAAGCUCAUGUCUCAGACUUUGGCAUGGCGAGGAAGCUGAAGCACGGUUGCUCAAGCUGGAGCACUAUCUUUGCAGGGACAUGUGGCUAUAUAGCCCCAGAACUGUCAUCUACUAUGGUGUUGACAGAGAAGUGCGACGUGUACAGCUUCGGCGUGAUUGCGCUGGAAGUUGUGAUGGGAAAGCACCCAGGGGAUCUGCUCCUUCCAUUCUUUUGCCGAACAGAGCAGACAACAAAGCUCAAGGAUAUCCUAGAUCAACGCAUCGCAGCACCGUCAACAGUCGAUGAGAAGGAUGUUAUUUUGGUUGCUCUGGUGGCCUUUGCCUGCCUGCAAGUCUGCCCGAAAGCCCGGCCAACAAUGCAGCAGGUAUAUCAAGCACUCGAAAACAGAAGCCACUGCCCAGCAAUCAUCCUCAGGCCCCUCGAUGAAAUCAGGCUGCAAGAUCUGCAUGAUUGUUGUGGCACCAUAAAGAAUAUUUGAAGCUAUCUAGUCUGGCAAUUGUAUAAUUGGUCUGCUUAUUUGUAUCUUGUGUCUAGAUUCUGACGACAGAAGGAUGCAAGGAAGAAUAGCAUGCUAGCACUGAACAACAGGAGGCCCACAUGAAUACUAAAGAAAACAUAACCUCUAUAUGUUGAUCCAAUGCAUUUUGUCUCUUGUAAUUUCCCUUUUCUUUCGAAAUUGCAAAAAUGUGCCGAAAUCUCUUGCUUAUGAGGAUAAUAAUAUAUAUUCCCCUUAUGACAGUUCA